AUGGCAGACCGCCAAGCCUUAUUUGAUGAUCCCUCCAUCCUCCUGGUAUCAUCCCUGGGUACUUCGGCUUCAAAUCCCACCAAUGAAGUCCUGAAAAUUACCCCAGACAUCGCUCAGCAACCCGAAGGUCGCAACGCAUUGAGUCUUUUGCUCGAUUCUGCCAUUGCCAAUGCUGCCAAGGAGUCCACGCCGGAACUCGAACCACGCACCAGCGGCUCUGCAAGAGGAUCUCCGAAGGAAGUUGAAAAAAUCGAAUCUCGGGGUGAAAAUGAAAAGCAACUUCAGUCGAAAGGUGAAGAGUAUACUGUUGACUACAAGAGCACCACAGCUUACAGCUACUCUAUCAAUGAAUUGAUACUGUUACGGAACUCGGCAAACGUCAAGGAGAUCCAAAAGGAACUUGAUCUUCCUGAAAAAAGCUUUUGGGGACUGCGCCAAAAAACUCCUAAAGAAAAGGGUCCUGAAAGAAGAAAGAAAGGAGGUGCUGAGGGACUUCGCUGGGAAAAGAAACCCUCGGGCUUUGCUCGUGCAGCAGAACUUGAUACUAUGGGCCAUGAUAAGAUUAAUCAGCUACUUGGUGAGAACCCUGAUGAGGCUGAGCCAGAUUGGGGUACAGUUGACGGAUCCAAAGACUCCCAAAUAGACAUGGGAGAGACUGUAGAGGACUUCGAACGAUGGAAAGCUGAAAUGCGUCGUCGUGCUGAAGGUGAAUUUUCGUCCGAACCUCUGGGAAAUGAACCACCUGUGGCCGAUAGUAUCCCGAACAACGAAGUGGAUAACUUCUUUUCGUUUGUGAAACCAAAAGAAAAACCAAAGCAAGAGUCCACCAGCACCUCUUCCAAGAGUUCUCGCUUCUCUUCAUUCUUUAAUGCCCCUGCUCCUCCUCAAAGGGACUCUCCUCAAACUUCAAGACCACAGUCCAACCAGCAAACACAACCAAUUGGUUCUCAAGAAACGCAGCCAAUGGCUCCUCGUCGACUUCCCUCGCAAGAUGAAUCGUCAUCUCGCUUCUUUGGUGGAAAUCAAUCUCUGAACAACAAUCAAAGGGCUCCAGGAACCCCAGGAACUCCAGGAACUCCACAACAAAACAUAUUACCACAAGGACCAUCGGGCUUACCCCGUAUGUACCCUCCAGGCUUACAAUCUGGUCCGUAUGGUGCACCUCCACCAGGUCUUCCGGCCGGUGGUCCUCCGCCUGGAUUUGGUGCCAAUGACAACUUUUUCAAUACUUUGCUCAACAAAAGUGUGCCUCCUCAACCUUCAACCGCCCACCAGCAACAACAGCAGCCACGCUUCCCUCCUCCGCCUGGCUUUGCGUACCCGCAAACUGCGCCGCAAAACAUGAAAGGUAUCACUCAAUUUCCUCCAUGGAUGAAUAUGCCACCUCCAGGAACUGCUCCAGACCAGGCUCAGACACAGAACUCUCCUCACCAGGGAUUCAGAAACAUGCCUCCUGGCUUGAUGGCCCAAGGUCCAAACCAAGGUAAUCAGAUGCAAAACCAAGGCAAUCCAGGACAAAAUCUAGGCAAUUCAAUGCAAAAUCAAGGUAAUGUAAUGUCACCUCAGAAUCAGAAGAACAUGAGAUAUCAAGGAUUUCCACCUGGAGUUCCCCCAGGAUUCAUGUACUCUCAUGAGCAGAAUCAUCCACAUGGCCAAAUGCCUCCUGGCUUUCCAAUGUAUGGAAAUCCAAUGCAGAGACAGCAGAUGCAACAAGGGCCACUGAAUGCACAGUCUCCCCGAGAUGAACGCAGCGAAGCUUCUCCCUGA
Meyerozyma guilliermondii ATCC 6260 is the source of this 1767-nucleotide messenger RNA. RefSeq lists its product as uncharacterized. The record is from RefSeq and is a predicted model, not a curated record. The transcript has a single exon. Lineage: Eukaryota; Fungi; Ascomycota; Pichiomycetes; Serinales; Debaryomycetaceae. The coding region runs from base 1 to 1767 and encodes 588 amino acids.